Molecule: messenger RNA, 387 nt
Organism: Thelazia callipaeda (thelaziosis nematode)
Lineage: Eukaryota; Metazoa; Nematoda; Chromadorea; Rhabditida; Thelaziidae
Source: the annotation of a GenBank genome assembly
AUGUCGAGAUUGGCGAUAGAAGAUGAAGCAGCUUGUUCUGCUGCCAAGAAGUUCACGGACUUAUAUUACGAUGCUGUUGAUAGGAAAAGAAACAAAAUGAAUUUUUUGUACAUGGACGAAGCUACUCUUGUAUGGAACGGCAAUGCUGUACGUGGAGUAGAUGUCAUUGCCAAGUUUUUUGACGAUUUACCGAAUUCCACUCAUACGAUUGAGUCAUUAGAUUGUCAAUAUAUCGACAGUUCCGACCCAGUACGGCCUAUAGUGGUUCUAGCUGUUGGUAAAGUCGUUCUUGGUCAAAUUACACACGCCUUCACACAGACACUUGUUUUAAUGCUGGAUGAUGAAAAGUACAAAAUACUAAGUGAUCGAUUUCGAUUUGUUGAUUGA